UAUAUUAUAAUAACAUAAGAACGAACCAUUGCCGGUUCUGCCUUGUACUACCAUAAAUUAAAAUCCCUUAUCCAUCCUUAAACAUGGAGAGAACUCUCUACUUCUAUGCUAAACUUCUGUUGUUACAUUCUUUAAUGGCUUCCUUAACUGCAUUAGCCGCCGCCACCACCAACACCACCACAGAUCAUUCUGUCCUUCUCGCAUUGAAAUCCCAUAUUAUAACUACUGCUGAACAUUAUAACAUGUUGUCACAUAACUGGUCAAGUGAUACAUCAAUUUGCCACUGGGCAGGAGUGACCUGUAGUAGUAGCCAAAGAGUGACUGGAUUAAACAUUUCUAACAUGGGUAUUACUGGAACAGUUCCUCCACAACUAGGAAAUCUUACUUUCCUUGUUUCUUUGGACUUGCAAGGCAAUAAAUUUGGAGGAGAAUUCCCUACAUGGUUUCAUUUGUUCCCACAACUGAAAUACUUGUCUCUUGGAAAUAACAACUUGAAUGGAACUAUUCCUGGUUCUCUGUUUAGGUCAAAGAUGUUACAUACUUUAAUUCUAUCCAAUAAUUCUCUUCAAGGUCCAGUUCCAAGAGAGUGUGGGAAUGCGACGUUACUUCAGACAUUAAAUCUUGGACAUAACAAGUUGAUAGGUGUGAUUCCAGAUGAGAUUGGUAAUCUUCAUAACCUAAAAAUGCUAGUCAUGACAAGUAAUGACUUGGAAGGCUCUAUACCAUUGAAUGUAUUCAACAUUUCCUCAUUGGAAGUUAUUGAUUUAUCAAACAAUAGCCUUUCAGGGACUCUCCCUGAAAGCCUUUGCUUUAAUCUUCAAACACUUGGAGAGCUCUCCCUAUAUACAAACAAUUUACAUGGCCAUCUACCCAUCAGUUUAUCGGGAUGUUCAGCACUUCAAACUUUAUUACUUUUUGAAAAUGAAUUUAACGGAUCCAUACCCAGAGAAAUAGGAAAUCUUACUCUUCUCAAAACUCUGGGUCUCAUGGGCAAUAAUUUGACAGGUGAAAUACCAGUGGAAAUCAAGAACCUGGACAAAUUAGAGUGGUUUGUUUCAAGGGAUAACAAGUUAACCGGUCCAAUUCCUUCAGGAAUUUUCAAUAAUUCAUUUCUAAGAGUGAUCGAUCUUACUGGAAACCACCUCACUGGCAAUCUUCCAUCAACCAUAUGAUAUGGAU
Messenger RNA from Lycium ferocissimum, 1179 nucleotides. Its product is annotated as probable leucine-rich repeat receptor-like protein kinase At5g63930. The coding region runs from base 84 to 1172 and encodes 362 amino acids. The record is from RefSeq and is a predicted model, not a curated record. Gene Ontology annotation, molecular function: protein binding. The transcript has 3 exons. Lineage: Eukaryota; Viridiplantae; Streptophyta; Magnoliopsida; Solanales; Solanaceae.